GCAAGUGGUUGCUGUUGGUUUUCGCCCAGCAGCUUUUUUCCUCGUGCAUCUUUACGUGCGGGCAGGAGGCACCUUUUCAAAAAGGACUUUUGUCAGCUACCUUUGACUUAUUAGAGACAAAAGCUUCCAGGAGCUAUCAGAAAAUGGCAGGGAAAAAAGUAUUAAUAGUCUAUGCCCACCAAGAGCCCAAAUCUCUGAAUGGAUCCCUAAAAACAAUUGCGGUGGAAGAACUGACUAAGCAAGGCUGUAGUGUUACUGUUUCUGACCUCUACGAAAUGCAGUUUGAGCCUAGAUCAACAAGAAAGGACAUAAUUGGUGAUCUCUACAAUCCAGAGCAAUUUAAUUAUGGUGUUGAAGCUUGGGAAGCAUUCAAAAAUGGGUGCCUCUCUGAAGAUUUGAUUGAGGAGCAGAGGAAAGUGAGAGAAGCUGACUUGGUGAUUUUCCAGUUUCCUUUAUAUUGGUUCAGCAUGCCAGCAAUCAUGAAGGGCUGGCUGGACAGAGUCUUCGUUCAAGGAUUUGCUCACAAUUUCCCACAAUGUUAUGAGACUGGCUUACUCAAGAAUAAACUAGCCUUACUUUCAUUUACCACUGGAGGAGACGAAGGGAUAUAUUCAGAUGAAGGAGUCAGUGGCAAUAUCCGUUAUCUUCUGUGGCCCAUGCAGCAUGGGAUCAUGCACUUCUGUGGCUUGAGCAUCCUUGCCCCGCAUAUCUGCUUUGCACCUGAGUACGCAUCAGAGGAAGAGCGAGAGCAGAUGCUGACUUCUUGGGUAGAACGGCUGAAGACCAUCUGGGAGGAGGAACCGAUCAAGUGCACUGCGGAGUGGUACUAUAAGUAACGUGGCUGGAAAUGCUGGCAAUUCAAAUACCCUUCAGUUUUUAUUGGAUGGGUUCUUAACCCUUUUUCUGCUGCUCUCCCCUCAGCACACGACGGAAAAGCAAAAGGGGAUCAGAUCAGGUGACUGGGCUUGGGUAAAAGUCCCCACGUAAAUCAGCCGUGAGCCCCACCUCUCGCUCAUUCUUUUCUCUAGAAAAAAAUUAAAAACCUAUUUCCAUGACUUAGAGACAAAAUAAUGGAAAAAAAUAAAUUAUGACAAUAGAGGGAAAGAAGUGCAGAUUUACGGUUAGCAUUACACCAUAGGGGAUGCUUGCAUCUGACUAUAUGUUCCCUACAAUAUGCCAUGAGCUGAUUUGCCACUAAGUUGUGGCAGAAGGGGACCACA
Messenger RNA from Eublepharis macularius, 1220 nucleotides. RefSeq names its product N-ribosyldihydronicotinamide:quinone reductase 2 (gene NQO2). Bases 144 to 836 code for a protein of 230 amino acids. NCBI's taxonomy places the organism in Eukaryota, Metazoa, Chordata, Lepidosauria, Squamata, Eublepharidae. Gene Ontology annotation, cellular component: cytosol. The record is from RefSeq and is a predicted model, not a curated record. Gene Ontology annotation, molecular function: NAD(P)H dehydrogenase (quinone) activity. The transcript is spliced from 7 exons.